GCCGACGAUUUAAGCUCUCCGACGGUCUUGUUCCGUCGAAUUGAGAGUAGCACUUGAAAGGAAUUUCGUGUUUGAGCAGUCGUUAUGUUCACUCUUCGAUGUUGUCUCACUCUCCCUCAAGUUCUUGAAACUUCCGCCGGAGAAAUCUCUAUCAAUCGGCUUCCUCCGUCGAAUAGAGAGGUUAAUUGAGUGGGGAUUGCAGUUUUGAUCCGUCUGUAUCAUCAUCUGCGGGAUAAAUGGUCAAUUGGAGAACUUGCGACAUAUGAGGUUUAUUAGAGAUGAGGUUCAUUACAUGGAGUACGGAGUAACAGCUCAUUGAAGGAUAGACAAGUUGCUUCACUAGCAACACGUGAAGCAAAAAGACAAGUUGACAAGAAGGGGACAUGUUAAAGAGGACAAGAUUCCAGCAAGUACACGGACACUACAAGUCUUGAUUCUAACCACAUGUUUGAAUGAGUUUUCUUUUUACCACAAGUCCUCUCUGUUUGUUCACGGAUACAAGUAUUCAUUGUAGCCACAUGUUUCACUUUGCUUCUUAACCAUGUAUAUGUUUUGUGUAGUCCACUAUAAAUAUGACCAUGUAAUAUCACUUUGUAAUAUCAAUUGUCCAGACUCUUUCCUUCUUACUUUGCUUCUAUUUCUUUUCUACUCUAAAAACAGUUACUUGCAACAAAAAUCUCCAAGGCUUCUUUUUCUUUUCUACAACUAAAAUCUCCAAUUUCUUUUCUACGCCAAGGCUUCUAUUUUUACUCAAAAAAAUCCAAAACAAUUCUACAUUGUAAAUGGCAUCAUCUUCCCAUGAAAAUUUAGAAGAAGCGUUGGACGAAGAAUUUAGUAAUAUUUUACAGCAAGAAAUAGAUAAUUCUUUGUAUUCUUACGGUGAUCGUCCACAAACCGCAAAACCGAGGAAAAAACGAGUCCAUAUUGAAAGAAAUCGAGAAGAAGGACACAUCCAGUUAUGGAACGAUUAUUUCGCAGAAAAUCCAACUUUUCCUCCUAAUCUAUUCAGACGCCGUUUUAGAAUGAACAAGCCAUUAUUCAUGCGUGUUGUUGAUCGACUCUCCACAAUUCCAUUCUUUCAACAAAAAAGAGAUGCUACAGGAAGAUACGGUUUUUCUACACUACAGAAGUGUACAGCAGCAAUUCGUAUGCUUGCAUAUGGUUUAGCAGCUGAUGCGGUUGACGAAUAUCUCCGGAUUGGUGCAACCACUUCGAUGAAGUGCAUGGAACAUUUUGUUGACGGAAUUAUUGAUUGCUUUGGAGAUGAGUACCUACGACAACCCACUGCAGAAGAUCUUCAACGACUACUCCAUAUUGGAGAGAUUCGAGGAUUUCCCGGGAUGAUGGGAAGCAUUGAUUGUAUGCAUUGGGAGUGGAAGAAUUGCCCUACCUCUUGGAAAGGACAAUAUACACGUGCCUCUGGAAAACCAACGAUCGUUUUAGAGGCUGUAGCUUCCCAAGAUCUUUGGAUAUGGCAUGCGUUUUUUGGACCGCCAGGUACUUUAAACGAUAUUAAUAUUCUAGAUCGCUCUCCGGUUUUUGAUGACAUCUUAAAAGGGCGAGCACCAGCAGUGAAUUAUACAGUCAACGGGAACGAGUAUAAUUUGGGUUACUAUCUCACGGAUGGCAUUUAUCCUAAAUGGGCUACUUUUAUCCAAUCUAUUUCACUUCCACAAACUGAAAAAGCAUCUUUAUUUGCAACCCAUCAAGAAGCUUGCCGUAAAGAUGUCGAGCGUGCUUUUGGAGUUUUGCAAGCUCGAUUUGCUAUUGUCAAAAAUCCGGCUCUUCUUUGGGAUAAGGUAAAAAUAGGAAAUAUUAUGCGAGCAUGUAUAAUACUUCACAAUAUGAUAGUAGAAGACGAACGAGAUGGGUAUACUCUGUUUGAUACGACCGAAUUCGAACAAGCGGAAUCUGCAGGAAGUUCACGGGUGGAUUUCACAUAUUCUACAGAUAUGCCUUCAAAUUUCUUCGAUACGAUGGCCACUAGAACUCGAAUUCGUGAUCGAGGUAUGCAUCUACAAUUGAAGAAGGAUUUGGUCGAGCAUAUAUGGACAAAAUAUUCUAGAAAUUAAGUUUAAAA
Messenger RNA from Arabidopsis lyrata subsp. lyrata, 2080 nucleotides. RefSeq lists its product as uncharacterized. The coding region runs from base 783 to 2072 and encodes 429 amino acids. The transcript is spliced from 3 exons. NCBI's taxonomy places the organism in Eukaryota, Viridiplantae, Streptophyta, Magnoliopsida, Brassicales, Brassicaceae. The record is from RefSeq and is a predicted model, not a curated record.